Ilex paraguariensis (yerba mate) is the source of this 612-nucleotide messenger RNA. NCBI's taxonomy places the organism in Eukaryota, Viridiplantae, Streptophyta, Magnoliopsida, Aquifoliales, Aquifoliaceae. The record is from the annotation of a GenBank genome assembly.
AUGAAGACAAAUUUUUUGCUGCUUUCAUCUUUGGCCGUUGCCCUCUUAGCAAAUGCUUGGCUUGGCGCAGCUGUUGCAGCUCCCAAUCCUGUGCUUGACAUCACCGGGAAGAAACUCCAGACCGAUGUCGAAUACUACAUACUGCCGGUUUUCCGGGGCCGAGGCGGUGGACUUACACUAGCCAGCACAGGCAACAAAACUUGCCCACUCGACGUAGUCCAAGACCGACUUGAGGUCAACAAUGGCCUCCCAUUAACAUUUUCUCCGGUGAACCUGACAAAAGGCGUUGUCCGCGAAUCCACCGAUCUCAACAUCAAAUUCUCCGCGGCAACAAUCUGUGUUCAGUCCACUGUCUGGAAGCUUGACUAUGAUGAAUCACUAAGACAAUAUUUUGUGACAAGUGGUGGAGUUGAAGGAAAUCCUGGCCGUGAAACCAUAAGCAAUUGGUUUAAGAUUGAGAAAUAUGAAGAUGACUACAAGCUUGUUUUCUGUCCAACGGUGUGUGAUUACUGCAGAGUCAUUUGUAGGUAUAUUGGCAUUUAUAACCAGAAGGGUGUUGGACGUUUGGCUCCGAGUGAUGUACCAUUUAAGGUCAUGUUCAAGGGGGCGUAA